Messenger RNA from Lampris incognitus (smalleye Pacific opah), 1211 nucleotides. Its product is annotated as pepsin A-like. NCBI's taxonomy places the organism in Eukaryota, Metazoa, Chordata, Actinopteri, Lampriformes, Lampridae. The record is from RefSeq and is a predicted model, not a curated record. Bases 1 to 1128 code for a protein of 375 amino acids. The transcript is spliced from 9 exons. Gene Ontology annotation, biological process: proteolysis. Gene Ontology annotation, molecular function: aspartic-type endopeptidase activity.
AUGGUGUUCGCCGUGUUGUUGCUGGCCUUUGUGGCGGUCUCAGACGGGCUCAUUCGAAUUCCUAUGAUUCGAGGCAAGUCAGCCCGGCAACUCCUGGAGGAAAAAGGCCUUUACGAAGAGUUUAGAGAGAAGUAUCCUUACAACCCCAGGGCAAAGUUUGACCCCAGGGUUGACCAGAGUAUGGUUCCCAUGGUCUAUGAUGCCAAGGUGACGUACUACGGGGUCAUUGGGAUCGGGACUCCUCCUCAGUACUUUAAGGUGCUCUUUGACACUGGAUCCUCUGACCUGUGGGUGCCCUCCUUAAACUGCAGCGGCUCGGCCUGCAAUGACCAUGCAAAGUUCCGCAGCGAGGACUCCUCCACUUUUCAGCCUGGCACAAAGCAUUUCUCCAUCACAUAUGGCACCGGUUAUAUGACAGGAAUCACAGGAUAUGACACCGUGAAGGUAGGCGACUUGUUUGUGGAGCACCAAAUUUUUGGUUUAAGUCAAACAGAGGCACCUUUCAUGAGUUAUGUGCCAUGGGAUGGGAUUAUGGGUCUGGCCUUCCCCGGCGUGUCACUCGAAGGUGGCACGACCAUUUUUGAUAACAUGUGGAAUCAGGGAAAAGUCCCUGAGUACGAGUUCUCCAUGUACCUAAGCAGUGCUGAGGAAGGCAGUAUGUUAAUUCUGGGAGGCGCGGACCCAUCGUACUUCACUGGAGGGAUCCACUGGGUCAGUUUGUUUGGCGCUACCGGCUUUUGGAACAUCAAAAUACAAAGCAUCACCAUCAAUGGGAACACCGUUGCAUGUUCUGAGGAAUGCGAGGCAAUAGUGGACUCAGGCACCUCUUAUAUCGUUGGGCCUGAAAAAGACGUUAACAACAUCAAUGGCUGGGUGGGAGCCUACACAGACCAGUUUGGCGAUGCGGUUGUGAGCUGCGGCAACACGAACCUCAUGCCUGACAUUGUCUUCAACAUAAAUGGCUUCAGCUUAAGUCUUCCUCCAUCAGCCUACGUCAUGAAGUCCGGGUCCAAGUGCAUGACGGGAUUCGGAUUCGGAAGUUGGAUCCUAGGAGAGGUCUUCAUGCGACACUUCUACACUGUCUUCAGUGUUGGACAGAACAUGGUGGGCUUUGCUCAGGCGGUGUGAUCUGGGCCACGGAAAAGUUCUGAUCCAGUGUUUUUAGUCAUUUAAGAGGCGCCGUUCUCCCCUGAGAGAAGCUGAAAUGUUUA